AUGACCAAGACUAAGCCCUCCUCUUCCACUACGAACCCAAAACACAAACCAUUUCAAGUCUCCAACAGGAACUUUAAUGAAAGAGCAUUGUUGUUCAAGAAUGUCAGCACCAGGAGACUAUUGUCAAAGGUUCAAAGUAACACUGAAACACCAAUCAAGAAACUGCAUUUAAAACGUCGUUGUGAAGAUGCAACUUCAGGUAACAUGCCGUCUUUGACUUCCGAUGACUCCAGAAGAAAGAAAGUAAAAACUACAUUAGGUAAUUUCCGUGCUCUCUGUGGAAAACUCGGUAACGAAUUUACCGGUGACGCGCUUCCUAUCAAAGUGUCAGGGAUUCUAAGACAAAGAGGCAAAUUCAUUCACGAUGGAAAAAAAAUUAUCGGAAAAGUCUCUGGAAUUGAAGUGGGUGACAAGUUUCUUUAUUGGCAAGAACUCAAUGUUGUUGGUCUUCAUCGUCAGAAUUUAAGUCUCAUUGAUCACGUGUUAAAGAAUCAGAAUUUGAUUGCAACUAGCGUUGUUUCUUGUCAUUUUGAUGAUAUGGAUGAUACAAACGUGUUCGUUUAUACAGGGGAAGGAAGUAAAGUUAGUAAUUUUGGGAAACUUGCUCUGAUGAAUAGUUAUCAUGUUAAGAAUCCCAUUAGAGUUAUUAUAAAUUUUAAUUCAAAGAACGGUGGUGAUGGUGAGGUGUAUUGUUACUAUGGUCUUUAUAAAGUUGAAUCAAUUUGGAAAAAAAAAAAAGGGAAAUUAGAUUUUAAAUUUUGUUUGCUUAGAUUGCCGGAUCAGAAAUCUUUUGUUAAAGAUAUUUCCAAUGGAAAAGAAGCUAUUCCUAUAUGUGUGGUUAAUCAUAUAGAUUCCGGCAAGGUUCCAUAUUUUCAAUACAUUACUCGUAACAUUUACCCUGAAUGUGUUUUCAAUGAUUCCUCUGUUGGGCAUAAAUGUGCUGAUCAAUGUUCUGAUUCAUUGAAAUGUUCCUGUGCUCUUAAGAGUGGAGGUAAAAUUACUAGAGUAAAGAAAAAUGAGAUUAAAUUUAAGCUUCAAAUUUUCAAAACUAAGGCGAAAGGAUGGGGUGUAAGGUCAGAGAAUGCAAUUCCUUCUGGAAAUUUUAUUUGUGAGUAUAUAGGUGAGAUUAUUGAAGAUGAGGAAGCUUUGAAGAUAGUUGAUGAUGAUGAUUCAAGGGAAGAGGAUUCAUAUAUGGUUGAUAGUAAGGAGAUGAGUUCAUAUCAACCCGUAGAAGCUUCAGGCAGUAAAGAGGUCAUUGAUGAUCGAUGUGAUAGUGGUAGGUUUAACAUUGAUGCCGCUAAGUAUGGUAACGUGGGAAGGUUUAUCAACCAUAGUUGCUCUCCCAAUUUGUUUGCUCGAAAUGUUCUUUACGAUGAUGAUGUUCCAAGGAUUCCACAUAUCAUGCUGUAUGCAGCUGAGAACAUUCCGAGCAUGAAAGAGCUGACUUUAGAUUACAAUUACAAGAUCAAUCAAGUGACUGAUUCAAAUGGAAAUUUAAAGACGAAAGUAUGUUAUUGUGAAGCUUCUGCAUGCAUCCAUCGACUGUAUUGA
Molecule: messenger RNA, 1551 nt
Organism: Medicago truncatula (barrel medic)
Lineage: Eukaryota; Viridiplantae; Streptophyta; Magnoliopsida; Fabales; Fabaceae
Product: histone-lysine N-methyltransferase, H3 lysine-9 specific SUVH5
Exons: 2
Coding region: 1-1551 (516 amino acids)
Cellular component (GO): nucleus
Molecular function (GO): protein binding; histone methyltransferase activity; zinc ion binding
Source: RefSeq, a predicted model, not a curated record